Molecule: messenger RNA, 1731 nt
Organism: Colletotrichum karsti
Lineage: Eukaryota; Fungi; Ascomycota; Sordariomycetes; Glomerellales; Glomerellaceae
Product: xylosidase: arabinofuranosidase
Exons: 2
Coding region: 1-1731 (576 amino acids)
Biological process (GO): carbohydrate metabolic process
Molecular function (GO): hydrolase activity, hydrolyzing O-glycosyl compounds
Source: RefSeq, a predicted model, not a curated record
AUGCUGUCUUUCUUGAGCUGCCUUGUCUUCGCGCUGUGGACAGGGAACUCCGCCAGCCAGAGUUUGACGUCUUAUGUCAACCCAAUUCUUCCUGGAUGGCACUCUGACCCCAGUUGUAUUUACGUGGAGGAAUGGAACCAGACAUACUUCUGCACUACUUCUUCAUUCCUGGCCUUUCCCGGCGCCCCCUUAUACGCCUCCAAGGACUUAAUCAACUGGCAGCUGGCAAGCAAUGCCUACCAUCGGGAGGAUCAGGUCCCGGGGAUGCUUGAGUCUGCGGCUUGGGAACAAGAAGGCUUAUUCGCAAACACCCUGAGAGUCCGUGACGGCGUGAUGCACCUCAUCACGGCGUACGUCAGACUUAGUGCCCCAGAGCCCGAGUUCCUUCUCUUUUCGACAACGGACCCUUUUGAUACAGCAUCUUGGACCGGACCAGUGCGUAUUCAGAACCCAGCCAAAACGAUCGAUCCCGAUCUCUUCUGGGAUGAAGACGGAACACUGUACAUCUCCUCGUCUGGAAUCUACAUCCAGAGUGUCAACUUGACCACCGGCGAAGUUUCACAGCCAGUCAACGUCUGGAACGGAACGGGAGGAUCCAGCCCAGAGGGACCCCAUAUCUACAAGAAAGACAACUGGUACUACCUUCUCAUCGCAGAAGGAGGAACAGAGUUGAACCACGCAGUCACGAUUGCUCGUUCAAAGGACAUAUACGGACCAUACGAGAGCAACCCAAACAACCCCAUUCUUACGAAUCGCAACACAACAGAAUACUUCCAAACUGUUGGGCAUGCGGAUUUAUUCCAAGAUGCGGAAGGCAAUUGGUGGGCUACUGCAUUGUCGACUCGAAGUGGCCCCAAAUGGAAGAGCUACCCCAUGGGUAGAGAGACCGUCCUGGCACCAGCCGUUUGGGAAGAGGGGGAAUGGCCCGUCAUAAGUCCUAUCCGAGGAAACAUGUCCGGACCGUUGCCUCCUACAAACAGAGACGUCCCCGGCUCAGGGGCCUGGGUAGACCAGGGAGACGUAGUGGAUUUUGCUCCAGGGUCGGCCAUACCGAGUCACUUUGUCCACUGGAGGCCGCCACGGUCGUCAGACUAUGAGAUCUCUUCGCAAGAUGGCAAUCCUUCGUUGGCUCUGACGGCUUCGAAGACCAGUCUGAGCAUCUCGAAAUAUCCGAACUACGUUCCAACAGACGGACAAACCUUCAUUGGUCGACUUCAGUCGCACACAACUUUCAACUUCAGCAUAGACGUCACGGCCAGUCUGACAAGUCUGGACCAAGAAACCGGCCUUACUGUCUUCUUGACUGGCAAUCAACAUAUCGAUCUUGGAAUUGUGAUGCUGAGUCAAACCAAUAGCAGUUCCACGGCGACGCCUCAUGUCAGGCUUCAGACGGACAAUGCUGGCCCCCCGAACGUUACGGUUCCUGCACCCAAUGUUAUUCCAGUCCCAGAGUCUUGGAAAAACGGCACAAUUCGAUUGCGUGUCGAAUGUCCUCAAGGAGACACGUACCUAUUUUCAGCAAUCGGAGACCUAGGACAUGGAGAUAAACAGAAUGAUCAGGAGCAUUCUCUCGAGCUGGGUGAAGUCAGUGCCGAAGUCGUGAGCGGUGGAUCGGGACCUUUCACAGGUGUGCUCCUGGGCGCAUAUGCUACUACGAAUGGUGGCAAUGCGACUUUUAAGUCAUACAUCAGCCGCUGGAGAUAUGAUCCCGCAGGCCAAAAGAUAGAGUGA